AUGGAGACCAGCAGCUAUGGUCCUCAACAUACAACACCAGAUAUGGAUGUCUUCCCAAAGAAAGCCCUUGAAGCUGUAGACAUUGUGGUGUUGGUUCUGUACUUUGUGUUUGUCUUGGCAGUUGGUUUAUGGUCCAUGUGGAGCACCAAGAGGAGCACAGUAACAGGAUACUUCCUGGCAGGAAAGAGCAUGGUAUGGUGGCCUGUGGGAGCCUCCUUAUUUUCCAGUAAUGUUGGCAGUGGGCAUUUCAUUGGCUUGGCUGGUUCUGGAGCUGCGUCUGGUAUUGCAGUUACUGCAUACGAAUGGAAUGGCCUGUUUUGUGUUCUCGCUUUGGCCUGGCUCUUUCUGCCUAUUUACAUAUCCGCAGGGGUGACCACGAUGCCAGAAUAUCUGCAGAGACGUUUUGGGGGGAAGAGAAUCCAGAUAUAUCUGGCUGUUCUAUAUCUUUUUAUCUACAUCUUCACCAAAAUAUCUGUUGAUAUGUACGCAGGUGCUCUUUUUAUCCAACAAGCUCUGCAUUGGGACCUGUAUGUGGCCGUGAUUGGUCUGCUUGUGAUCACUGCUAUCUACACAGUUGCUGGGGGGCUGGCGGCAGUCAUCUAUACAGACACGUUGCAGACUGUGAUCAUGAUUAUAGGAGCUCUCGUUCUCAUGGUUUACAGUUUCAUAGAGGUAGGGGGUUAUAGCGCACUGGAGGAAAAAUAUUUUAAUGCAAUACCCAAAAGUCACCAAGGGCAUAAUGGGACUUGUGGGCUUCCUAGAGACGACGCAUUUCACAUCUUCAGAGACCCAUUGACCUCUGACCUACCAUGGCCUGGGGUCCUUGUAGGAAUGACAAUCCCAUCUCUCUGGUACUGGUGCACUGAUCAGGUGAUUGUUCAGAGAUCGUUAUCUGCUAAGAACCUCUCGCACGCGAAGGGGGGAUCCUUACUUGCAGCAUACCUGAAGGUUUUGCCUCUUUUUUUGAUGGUUCUACCUGGUAUGAUCAGCAGAAUUCUCUUCACAGAUCAGGUGGCAUGUGCAGAUCCAGAACUAUGCAAGAAAAUCUGUGGUAACCCAUCAGGGUGUUCAGAUAUUGCCUAUCCCAAGAUGGUGAUUGAGUUAUUGCCAACAGGGUUAAGAGGUCUUAUGAUGUCAGUAAUGAUUGCUGCUCUCAUGUCUUCACUGACUUCCAUUUUUAAUAGUGCAAGCACCAUCUUUACAAUGGAUCUGUGGCGCCACAUGCGACCGCGCUGUAGAGAGUGGGAACUCAUGAUAGUUGGGAGAGUUUUCGUCCUGGUGCUGGUGGUGGUGUCUAUUCUUUGGAUUCCCUUGGUUCAGGCCAGCCAGGGUGGGCAGCUCUUUAUUUACAUUCAGUCCAUAAGUUCAUACCUCCAGCCUCCUGUGGCUGUUGUCUUCAUGGCAGGGUGCUUUUGGAAACGUACAAAUGAAAAGGGUGCAUUCUGGGGACUCACAAUAGGUUUGGUUGUGGGGAUCAUCCGAAUGGUUUUGGAUUUUGUCUACACUGCACCCCAGUGUGACCAACCAGAUACCAGACCAGGUGUGGUGAAAUAUGUGCAUUACCUGUACCUGUCUAUGAUACUUGGGCUUCUUACCUUGAUUAUUGUUGUGGUGGUUAGCUUGUGGACAGAACCGCCUUCCAAAGAGAUGACCAGCCGCCUCACCUGGUUUACACGGUUUGAUGCAGCACCUAAAACCCUGGAGGAUACAACGUGCAAUAAUGUGACGCAAAAUGGCGGCAGUGUGGUUGAAAAUGUACCCGACAAGAAUGAUACAAGCUCCACAGAAGGAAUUAUUGAAACAUCAACAGAUGAUGCGCCAUCACAGACCUCAAAGUUCAAGAAAGCCAUUCUCUGGAUAUGCGGAAUGAACAGCAAAGAUAAAGAUGGAGAUACCCAGGCCUCUCCGGCACCGCUAGAGUCUGCUGAAGUUUUGUUGCAUGAGGGUUUUGCUGUGAAGCAACUGCUAAACAUUAACCUUAUCAUGUGCACGAGUGCCGCUGUCUUCCUCUGGGCUUACUUUGGGUAG
This is a messenger RNA of Bombina bombina (fire-bellied toad), 2028 nucleotides long. RefSeq names its product solute carrier family 5 member 11 (gene SLC5A11). NCBI's taxonomy places the organism in Eukaryota, Metazoa, Chordata, Amphibia, Anura, Bombinatoridae. Gene Ontology annotation, biological process: transmembrane transport. Gene Ontology annotation, cellular component: plasma membrane. Gene Ontology annotation, molecular function: D-glucose:sodium symporter activity. The transcript has 15 exons. The record is from RefSeq and is a predicted model, not a curated record. Bases 1 to 2028 code for a protein of 675 amino acids.